Messenger RNA from Tuber melanosporum (Perigord truffle), 2039 nucleotides. RefSeq lists its product as uncharacterized. Gene Ontology annotation, biological process: negative regulation of translation; mRNA catabolic process. NCBI's taxonomy places the organism in Eukaryota, Fungi, Ascomycota, Pezizomycetes, Pezizales, Tuberaceae. Gene Ontology annotation, cellular component: P-body; CCR4-NOT core complex; CCR4-NOT complex. The transcript is spliced from 4 exons. Bases 128 to 1174 code for a protein of 348 amino acids. The record is from RefSeq and is a predicted model, not a curated record.
CCCCCACCUUCCGCCCUUGCACAACACUGACCACCAACCGCCACCACUUCUGCUAUACUCACACUUGCAAUUAUUGCGCCCCCCUCUGAAAUCAUUCCUCGUGGCAGCGUUCAACUAUAACCCCAAGAUGCUGCAAUCGCAGCAGCAGCAGAUCUUUCAGAACCAUCAGCAUUUUCAGCCACAUGAUCAGAACAAUUGGCAUCAUGCGGCCCAACAACAGCAGGCCCAGCAGCAGCAACCCCAACAACAACAACCCCAGUUUGGCAUGCCCGGUAGACCUAUGUUGACACCUUCGCAGCCUUCUCCUGCUCCUAAUCCACAGUUGACUUUGAUGGGUGCUCGAGCUGGGACCGAAGAGGAUCCCAAGGUUUACGGGUGGAUACUUGAGUUGAUGCAGGGCAUUAAUAGAGAAACUGCUUUGUUAGAGUUGAGCAAGAAGAGGGAGCAGGUGGACGAUCUUGCGCUGAUUCUUUGGCACUCAGUUGGUGUCAUGACCGCCUUGUUACAAGAGAUCAUCUCCGUGUAUCCGCUACUCAUGCCAUCCAGCCUUACCGCCGCUGCCUCAAAUCGCGUGUGCAAUGCCUUGGCAUUACUUCAGUGCGUUGCGUCGCAUAACGAUACUAGAGGACUCUUUUUGAAUGCUCAUAUCCCGCUUUUUUUAUACCCAUUCCUUAACACGACGUCCAAGUCCAGGCCAUUCGAGUAUUUGCGCCUUACCUCGCUAGGUGUCAUUGGAGCUCUAGUCAAGAAUGAUUCCUCUGAUGUCAUCAACUUUCUCCUGUCCACCGAAAUUAUUCCUUUGUGCCUUCGCAUCAUGGAGACUGGAUCUGAGCUCUCCAAGACUGUUGCAAUUUUUAUUGUCCAAAAGAUCCUCCUCGAUGAUAUGGGGCUGGCGUACAUCUGUCAAACUUAUGAGCGGUUCUAUGCUGUCGGAACUGUCUUGAGCAACAUGGUCACCCAGCUCGUGGACCAGCAGACGGUUAGGCUACUCAAGCACGUGGUUAGGUGCUUUCUUCGCUUGAGCGAUAACCCUCGUGCUCGUGAAGCUUUGAGACAGUGCCUUCCAGAGCCCUUGCGUGACGCAACGUUUUCCUCGGUCCUUCGUGAUGACGCAGCGACAAAGAGGUGCCUUGCACAACUCCUAAUUAAUCUCUCAGAUUGCGUUGUUGAAUAAAACGACAACCCUUUCACUACCUACCCCAUAUCUCUUAUCCAUCCAACAAACUCUCACUCAGCCCAUAAAAAAACACCACCGAUAAACUAAUAAAGGCACAUGUAUGAAUAAUGAAGUGCAGGAAAAAGAAUCGAAAACCGAAAAAUCCGAAUAUGAUACUGGAUAUUGCUAUAACGGUUAAUAUCGGAUCGAUAUGAUAAGGGGAAGCUAAACCCGAGUUUUGAGAUAAUGACGAUGAUUAUGACAGCUAGGAUUUGUGAACAGAAAUUUGUGCCCUUUUACUUUUCUCUUUUUCCUUUUGAUUGCUCUGCUUUUCACAUUGUUGCUUUUGCCCUCACACCUCUGGUGCUUUCUCAGUUUACGUACCCCUUCUCAUUGUCUCCAAACUCAACACUUCAACAAUGCCUUUAAUGUUGUUGCUCACCCGUUCUCAGCAUUUCUUGGGGCAGGGAGCGAGAUACUCCUUUUCCCCAUGUUAGGUUUCUCUUGCUUCGCUUUUUGACUAUAGCUUGGUUCUUUCAUCCGGUGUUGCGUUGUUCCUUUUUAUUUUUUAUUUUUUUUAUUUUCCGGGUCUGGUCGGGUUUAGUUCACUUUUUUUCUUCUCUCUUUCGCCAUGGCGGACGGAGGAAUGGAUGGUUGGCAUGCAAGGAUGAGUAUGAUUAACCUAUCGUGAUAUAUUGUGGGUUUGCACAUGGUUUUUUUUAAGAAAAAAAAGAAAAAAGAAAAAAAAAGUGUGCUGGUUGGGUUGUUAGAUCGGAUGUUCCGAGUAAGUGGAGGACGAAUGGUGUGUACUUUAUCUUUUGCCAAGCAUGUUAGUAAUUUUAAAGUUUGGUGAUGCAAUGAUAGUGAUCGUUGAUGGCAGUCA